AACGCAGUCAGUGCCACAUCUGUACAUAAUAUUAUCCCUCACCAUGUCACUUUAGAGAGUAAAACACUCUACUACAGCCAUCCUGCUCCGAAACGAAGACUUCACAAUGGCAGGCGAGGAGGAGAGGGGGGUUGUACGAGUCAAAGUCAAGAAAUGUGAUGGAGCGCUUCCUGUGGAGUUUCGCUCCUUUGCUGUAGAUCCUCAGAUAACGUCGCUGGAGGUCCUACAGCAUAUACUCAUCAGAGCCUUUGACUUGAAUGGGAAGCGGAAUUUUGGGAUCAGUUACCUGUCUCGGGAUCGGAGUGGUGCUGAAAUGUAUCUGUCUCUGCUGUCUGACUGGGAUUUGGAUGUCGCGUUUGUCAGCGCGGCCAAACCCUAUCUCCAGCUUAAGAUGGACAUCAAACCUUCAGAAGAUAGUCCUGUUAUGGAGGACUGGGACAUCAUAAGCCCCAAAGAUGUAAUUGGCUCGGAGCAGCUUCCAGGGGAGAAGACAAGGUCCUUGGCAUCUGCUGCUCUUCCAUUCACCCAGUCCCUACUGUCCCAGGUUACUGAUGACCUUCCUCAUCCAGUCAGCCUUCUCUUUUACCCGCCUCUCACUGCAGCCUUGAGUCAGAUGGGCCGGACCCUUUCCAGAGUCCAGCAGGCUUUCAGCUGGUCUUACGGGGAGGAGAUCAAGCCUUUCAAACCCCCGUUGAGUGAUGCUGAGUUUCAUAGUUACCUCAAUGGACAGGGCCAGCUGACUCGGCCUGAGGAACUAAGGUUACGAAUCUACCACGGUGGUGUGGAGCCUUCUUUACGUAAGGUUGUUUGGCGAUACCUCCUUAACGUCUACCCCGACGGCCUGAGCGGCCAGGAGAGGAUGGACUACAUGAAGAGGAAGACCAGGGAAUAUGACCAGCUGAAGAGGGAGUGGACUGCGAGAGUCAGCCCGGAGGACCUGGAAUUCAUUCGUGGUAAUGUUUUGAAAGACGUCCUGAGGACGGACCGGGCCCAUCCUUACUAUGCUGGCUCAGAGGACGGCCCCCACCUCACUGCCCUCACUGACCUGCUGACCACUUUUGCCAUCACACAUCCACAGAUAUCAUACUGUCAGGGCAUGAGUGACAUCGCCUCCCCAAUACUCGCAGUAAUGGACAACGAGGCUCAUGCUUUCAUUUGCUUUUGUGGCAUUAUGAAGCGGCUGGAGGGGAACUUCCGGCCCGAUGGGCAGCUCAUGUCUGUUAAGUUCCAGCAUCUUAAGCUGCUUCUGCAGUACUCAGAUCCUGAAUUCUACUCCUAUCUGGUUUCCCGUGGAGCUGACGACCUUUUCUUCUGUUACCGCUGGCUGCUUCUGGAACUUAAGCGAGAGUUUGCCUUUGAUGAUGCGCUAAGGAUGCUUGAGGUGACGUGGAGCUCCCUGCCUCCAGAUCCCCCUGAAACAGAGGUGGAGCUUCUGGGGCCACCACAAGAGACAGAUGAUGCUUUGUCCAGCACGGACAAGGACACAGUGGUGGAGAACUGCCUGGGAGACGAUAACGACCAAAAAGAGAGGCAGCGCAGGCGCCACAUGCUGAGGCCUUCAAGAGAGGAAUCCGAUGUCGGAAGGAAGCCUGGCAUAGAAGAAAGGGACAGGCAGAACACUGGAGAUGGUAAGGAAGGCGACAGGAAUUGCGAUAUCCCCUGUGUGGCACAGGAAAAAGUGGCUUCGCCUGUUCCUCCUUUUGAGAAGCAAACUAGUUUUGGUGAAUUUAAAUACUACACUGCCCGAAAUGAAGACAGCUUCGAUAUGGAGGACACUGAGCCGCCCCAUGAAUUCAUGGCUUCACAGCCUAUGUCAGUAACCCCAAGUCGCCAGUCCACAGUGGAGAGUGAGGAGGACCCAGGAGAGAGAGCGCCACUCAUAAAAGCUACUGACAACGGUUCCUCUCCUGUGACUGAUGAGAGGAAGUCCCCUAAUGGGCACACAAUAUCAUCAUCCUCACUGUUGCCUAGUGGCCAAUCAAACUGGAAAACCAGCGCUUCUCUUUCUCCUACAUCUUCUGCUUCACCCUCCAGCUGGCCAGGUGCUUCUCCAGACUCUCCCUCUCCAAAAUCCACAUCCCCGACUACAACCAAUGGAAGGGGUGCCUUACCAGGAACAGUCCCAAGGCUCUUGACUUCCUCUGCCCAGGUGCUCAGUAGCACUUGCACCGACACGCCCACUUCACCCACUGUGAAAUCAUCUGUUGCCUCUCCCUCCCACGCACAGAAUCGAUCUCUGCUCUCUUCACCCAUUUUGUCCUUUGGAAGAGGCUCCUCGUUGCCGGGUGGCAGGCCAUUCUCCAACAAUCUCCCUUCUCCUGGCAACAAGUCCCCCAGCACCACAGCCAACACCCCCAAUUCCACCAAGGCAGAGAACACCAGCAUCAAACCAUGCUCUCUACCGCCGCCUCAAGAAUUUGGCAAAGGGAACCCCUUCAUGCUGUUCUUGUGCCUGUCCAUCCUGCUGGAGCAUCGGGACCACAUCAUCAAGAACAGCUUGGAUUACAAUGAGCUGGCCAUGCACUUUGAUCGCCUUGUGCGGCGCCACAACCUCAGCAGGGUGCUGCAGCGAGCCAAGGCGCUGUUUGCAGACUACUUGCAGAGUGAGGUGUGGGACUCUGAAGAGGGAGAUGAGGUUAGCUCGGACUCCCCAACUACAGCCACCGCUGCUCCACACUCCCCCUCUUCAACCGUCUCUGCCAGGCCCAUUUUCACACCUUUAGCAUCCCCUCAGCCUUCAUCUCCAAAUUCAACCUAUAACCUUGCAACCACAAUUCCCUCCCCAACAGCUGAAGUCUCCAUCUCCCCCUCUUCCUGAUUUCCUUCUGUCAUUGACCACCCAUCCCAACUAGACUAUUUGUGGCCUGUUGGAGGUUUUUAUCUGUUUUUGAUAGCCUCCCCCAUUGAAAUGGGCUAUUACUAAUGAUACUCUUCUUAUUCUAUGUAUGCUCCAAAACAUACUCUAUAUUCCUUAUGCCUGUAGUCAUCCUGUUUGAUUUUUUUCAUUAACAUUUCUGACUGUAGUCUUUUUUACUUUCAGAGAUGAUCAUCCUUAAAAGUACGCACAUAUGAAAAUUUUCUGUCAGUCUGUAGUUGAGAAAGGGAUGAAAUGAUUGAAAGAAGAAUCUCACAGGGUGUUUAUCAGAGCGGUGGGAACGGUUCUCCUGGUUCAUUUGAUUAUAAUUUCUCAUGGUAUUUCCUGAGGUUUGUUUACAAAAUGACAUGUGAACCCUGUGAUAGAUAGGUGUUUUGAUAGCCAUUUAGUGCAUUUAGCCUUUGUUGCCCUCUUCAUUUACUUUGUUUACAAGUGGAUGUUAUUUCAAGUAAGUCACAAAAGUGUCUUAACUGAAGAGCUCCAGUUAUGUUACAGCUGAAAACGUAAAGGAAAAAUCCACCCUCUGCUAAGCAUAAACCAAGUCAAGUUAUUUCUAUAACCAUGUCUCAAAGGACUUUACAGAGAACAUGCCCACAAAAAAACAUGGAAACAGAACAAAGCACAAGAUACAAAAUAACAUUUUGAAAAGGAAAAAACCAAGCCUGGCUUAAAGGACCAUACAGUGAUUUUGCAUCUUGAGCUUAAUGUCUACUGCCCGGGAAACAUUAUAAAACCUUAUUUGAUUAAAAAAAAAAAAAUGAAGGGCAGGGCAUUUCAAAGCCAGCUGAUCACACUUAACAUGGGAUAACGAUAAAUAGUGCAAUACUAUAGACAAUGACAUUGCAAUUUAGAAAGCGAAUAACACUAAAUGAAUCUACAAGAAACUCCUUGAGGCCAGAAGUUGCUUUGCACUGUGAAAUAUCAAUUUAGGACACACAUAUAUUCUGGCAGUUAAGUGUUUUUCUACCCAACUUGAUAGUGGCUUCCUACAUUUCCCAGAAUUCCUUUUGACAAUCUCCCAAAGAAGGGGCAUAAACUUGGUGCUUUGAAUCAAAAGGGGUGUGUGGCCAAAGAAAUUUAGGCAACUAGCCAAUUAGUUUGUGAAAUUUGUGAUGUUUUGUGAUUGCAGCCCUUAGUCAGUGUCACGUGUCUUAUGGCUGCCUCUUCCACAAUGGAUUUCUUCCUGUAUGAUUAUUGAAUGCCUGUGCAAAAUGAUGGGUCGAGGUGGGUACAGAGCCCUCGCUCUCUGAUACUGAACAACUGACUAAAACCAGAUCUUUGCUGCUGACGAUUUAGGUGCUUCAAAACUAUUUUGCUGUCAAACUGCGUGAGAAAUAUUUAUCAGUCAGAAUAAGAAAAAUACACCAAAAACAACAAAAAGGGCCUAGAAAUGCAAGAUGCAUUAUCAGUAGCUCUUACCAGUGUUGAAAUGUUUUAGGGUGGAUUUUUCCUUUAACACUUCCAAAGUGGCAUAGCAUCUGGACUUCAUUGCAUAGUUGGACAAACAUACAGGGAGAGAAAUCUCAACCAGAAAAAAAAAGUUUUCAUGGGUUAAAAAUACAUUCUACCAUUCGUAAAUUCUCAUCCAAACAGCAUAUUCUUAUGAUUUGUAUGUGUAAUCAUUUGUCCUUUCAGUUAUGUCAGAUUUGACCUAUUAUCCUGUCAGUAGUCUAAGAAACAGUAAGAAAAGUUAUGUUUAAUGUUAACUAGUAUUACAUAGUGAGUGAGCAGGUUAGUUUAAAACAGAAGUGUAAGUUAUGGUUCUUUCAAGAGGCAGUAUCAACAAGCUUCUUGAGACUGGCCUUUGAAGCUCCACUCCAGCUGAGAGGUGUAGUUUGACACAAUAUCUUGCAGAGUGAAACCUUAGCUGGUCUGAAGCUCCCUGAAAAUCAUGGCCCUUUUGCACACUGCACGGAUUAAAUCAAGAGACACAAAUGUUCAAGGACAGUAACAGCAAGAGAGACGGAAAAAUGCACAACAAAGGGCCCAGGCACAUUGGAACAUCAGAGUUUGUGUGUGUGUGUGUGUGUGUGUGUGUGUGUGUGUUGUGGCAGCAUAAACCUGGAAAGCUCUUGUUCUCUCAUCAGUAAUGAAGUGUUAUAUUUGCACUUAGCAAUGUCAGUCUCGAGUAGAAGCUUAACAUUGUUGCUGAGCAACAUAUGCACCGGUACGAGAGGUGGUUUUAGGUUAAUGCAUGACUUUUCAUCCGUUAUACAUUCACAGGUGUGUUUAGAUGUUGUUCAAGUACAUCAUUAUAAUUAACUGUUACACAGUCAUAAGUGUAUUUGGUGGGUAUUCUACAAUGGCUUUGAAUGGGGCUCAACCAGUUACGACUGAAUCAGUUAACUGAGACAAAUGUCACUUUUUCUUCUCAUUUUCAGUAAUUUAUUAAAUACAAUAUGAAAUUUCACAUGUGGCAGGAAUAGCUAACAGGGCUUUCUGAAGCAUCAAAACCAAAUGUAUCCCUUGUGUUAGACAGCUACUACGUACACCAGUCUUUGCAUAUCUGGCUCCGUGUGGUGGAGUUAAUCAAUGCCUGUGGUUGUCCACUUUUCCCACAAAAACCAGCCGAUGAUGUUUUCAUUACUGAAGACGUCACAUGAGAAAAAUCAAUACAGCUUAUUUAGAUUUGCCUGCAGUCUUAACUCCAGGAGGAGACUCACAUAAAUUUCCAGUUUCGGGUGGCUUUGACAUUUCACUGAAACAUUUUCAAACUUGCUGUUGGUAUAUGACGUCUCAAGCUUCAUAUGUCACUUCUACAUGGUUCGAUAUUGAACAUUGCCUGGCAUAUUGUUUUAAAAUGCAGAGUCUGAGAAGAAUAUAUAUGAAGCAACAGUCCAGCCUCAGCUCUUUGGGAUAAUAAAUAGUGAUACAUAAGUCAUUUCCUUUUAAUUAGCAAAAAAAUCUUGAGUUAUUUUCAAAGUUAGUUUAGCAAUUGAUAAAUUCUGUCUGGAAACAUGGCCCAGGGCCUUUUUUUUUUUUUUUUUUUUUUUUAUUUAAGUUAUAUAUUUUCUUCUGACUGUGUUACAGCAGGAAGAUACUUGUUGGCAGGACUACUUGAAAUCAGUGCAGGAUUUCUCUGCAUUGUACACUGUACUGCUUAUGUGCGUCCUGGACUCCUAUCAUAGUGAAGUAUGCUAUUUAUUGCUUUUGGUAUGUCUUAAACAGGUGAUGAACUUAGCACUCCGGUUAUCGCCGCUUUCCAAAGACAUUUCCGUGUUCCACUCUGCUGAAUUUUAGGUUUAAAAAAAGAAAAUUAAAAAAAGAAAAAAAAAAAAACAUUCCCAAAGAAACCGUGAACAUAUUUGUGCUGUAGCCGUCUGGGCUGUACGAUAACUAGAUGUUAGAGAGGCUUGUGUAAUGCUCCCAUGCCGAGGCAUCACAAAACGAAAAGCCUUCAUGUUCGCUUUGUGUGGUUGCUGAUGUGUUUUUUCAGGCCGGUUGCUCAUACACCGUGAACGCUUUCAUAUUCACGGUCAGCUCCACCAGUGCUUGUCAGGUUACUGAAACGGCUGAACGUGACGCGAUACCACACCGCGUGGAAAACAACAGCAUCAGCCUUUCGAGCAACUUUUUGGCAGAGAAGUGCCUCAUUAUCACCAGUUGUGAAUCAGUAGCAUUGAUUUAUAUUUUCUUCUGGUGUGCGUAACAUUUCUGUUUUUUUUGUUUUUUUUCUUUUUGUUUUUACUUUGUGCCAUUAUAAAGGGUGUUUCAAAUAUAGGUAUACGUUUUUAUUUGCCAGCGCAGGACUGUGCACAGAUGAAAUCAUGACAGGCAACAGUAUGAACAGACCUUUCCUGGUUAUUAGUGUGCUAGAGGUGUAAAAUUUAUGCUUUAAUUGAAUGUUUUGAUUUUUGAAUCAUGUUAAAUGAUUAAGUAAAAAGGAUCAAAAUUAUUAUUGCUAAAAAUGGCUGACCUAUAUUUGAGACACCUUGUAGUCUAUAAUCCAGAAUAAUUGCUGUUGCAGGAUCAAAGUAAUUCCUUUGGGGCUUUAAUGAUCAAGACACCAGAGCCAUUAUGUCCAUUUGAUUAUCUGAUGUUUCAGGAAAGUGUUUGUUAGUAUUCCCGAAUGUAGCGAUGUAAUCAUGUUCAAAUUCUCUUUUUUUUCUU
Molecule: messenger RNA, 6985 nt
Organism: Myripristis murdjan (pinecone soldierfish)
Lineage: Eukaryota; Metazoa; Chordata; Actinopteri; Holocentriformes; Holocentridae
Gene: tbc1d25
Product: TBC1 domain family, member 25
Exons: 7
Coding region: 107-2818 (903 amino acids)
Biological process (GO): activation of GTPase activity; regulation of autophagosome maturation
Cellular component (GO): autophagosome
Molecular function (GO): GTPase activator activity
Source: RefSeq, a predicted model, not a curated record